Messenger RNA from Thrips palmi, 2030 nucleotides. RefSeq names its product mitochondrial import receptor subunit TOM70 (gene Tom70). Lineage: Eukaryota; Metazoa; Arthropoda; Insecta; Thysanoptera; Thripidae. The transcript is spliced from 10 exons. The record is from RefSeq and is a predicted model, not a curated record. Gene Ontology annotation, molecular function: protein binding. The coding region runs from base 52 to 1797 and encodes 581 amino acids.
CCUCUGAAACUCUUGGCAGGGCCAUGACCGUUCUUUACACUUCCCGCUGUCAUGGCUGCCGUGAGUAGAGUGUGUCCCCUGAAUCAGGGUGGAAAUUCGUGGUCAAAAUGGCAAGUUGCCGUAGUAGUCGGUGCCCCUUUAGCUGUGGCCGGAGUCAGCUACUGGUAUUACAGAAGGUCAGGGAAAAAUCGCAACCGAAGCCUGUCCGGUACUUCAACGAACGGGAAACCAACCUCAAAGGCUUCCUCCAUGGACGGGCCGGAACUCAACACGCUGGAAUCAAUUGAAUCAUUGGUUGCCAACGAGAAGGACCCCUUUAAGAAAGCACAACUUUACAAAAAUGAAGGCAACAAGCACUUCAAGGCUGGAAAAUAUGAUGAUGCUAUUGUGAUGUAUUCAAAAGCUAUUGAGGCAUGUCCUAGCACAGAAAAAUCGGAUGUGUUUUAUCAAAAUCGUGCUGCUGCUUAUGAACAACUGCGAAAUUAUUCAAAAGUGAUAGAAGAUUGUUCUGUGGCUCUAGAACUUAAUCCUAGAUAUGUUAAAGCUCUGCAGCGUAGAGCUAAAGCAUUAGAGCAGAGUGAGGAUUUGGCACAAUGCUUGGAAGAUGUAACAGCUGUCUGCAUUCUUGAAGGAUUCCAGAACCAAUCCUCAAUUGUGCAGGCCGACAGAGUCCUGAAGGCCUUAGGCCGUAAGCAUGCCAAGGAGGCACUCCUGAAUCGCAAGCCACAAAUGCCGUCUAGAUACUUUAUCCGAACUUUCCUGUCAGCAUUUAGUGAAGAUCCAAUUCAGAAGCUUAUUAAGGCCGAGUUGACACCUGAAAGGCUUUCUUCAGAAGAUCUUGCAUCAAAAAAGGGCUUUGAAAAGGCCAAGCAUGCCUUUGCUGUUGGGGAGUAUGACCAGAUUGUUGCAGCUUGCACAGAGGAAAUUGAUUCAGUUGAAGCUGAUGGAGGCAGUGCUAUGGCUGCUCUUCUACUUCGAGGCACUUUCUAUUUAUGGCUCGGGGAAAUUAAAAACUCUUUGGCAGACUUAGAAGCAGUCAUUGAAAAUGACAUGGCUGACAAAAAAUUGCGUGUCAAUGCUUUAAUCAAAAGAGCUUCCUUGCAUGUGCAAAUGGAUGAUCCAAAUCGUUCGUUUGAGGACUUCGAGCGAGCUGCUAUUCUUGACCCCGAGAACUCGGAUGUUUAUCACCACCGUGGGCAGAUGAAUCUUCUGCUGGAAAAGGCUGAAGAAGCCAAAAAAGAUUUUGCCCAUGCUGUAGAACUAAAUCCAACCUUCCCCAUUGCUUAUGUGCAAAAAUGUUACAUCGAUUAUCGCUUCAGUUCUGGGGCAAAUGAUCCAUCAGCUUUCAAAAUGGCCAAGAAAAGCUUUGAAGAAGCAAUAGAACGGUUCCCUGAUUGCACAGAAACUUACAUGUUAUAUGCUCAGGUGCUCACUGAUAAAGGCAAUUAUGAAGAAGCUGACAAGUAUUUUGCUAAAGCCAUUAAGCUGGAUCCCUCUAAUGGUACCCUGAUGGUCCACAGAGGCCUCUUACAACUGCAGUGGAAGAAUGAUGUUGAGAAAGCACUCAAAUUGAUUGAGGAAGCUAUCAGCCUUGAUGCCAAGUGUGAAUUCGCAUAUGAAACUCUUGGCACCAUUGAAGUCCAGAGGGGUAACUUGAAGAGGGCUGUUGAACUGUUUGAUAAAGCUAUUCCCCUUUCAAAAACAGAGUUUGAAAUGUCUCAUCUCUAUGCAUUGCGUGAUGCGGCUGUUGCUCAAGAAAAAGUUGCAACGAAGUUUGGCUUGAACAUGGGGGUAUGAUGAAAUUGAAGAAAAAGGGCUUCCUUUUUGUGGAAAAUAAAUAGUUUAACCCCUGUUACUUAAUGGCAGUGUACUGGCUGUGUGAAUUGGACAUUUAUCCCUUUUAUGCAUUUCAUUUUGUAGGAAUUCUUUUUCUUUUACAACUACUUUUUUUUUUCCUUUAGACCUGUUUUCUUGUAACUAUUUUAACUGCUAGGAUGUUGUAUGUUUAAUUAUAUGAUACGCUGUGUUCA